Molecule: messenger RNA, 1260 nt
Organism: Fusarium tjaetaba
Lineage: Eukaryota; Fungi; Ascomycota; Sordariomycetes; Hypocreales; Nectriaceae
Exons: 6
Coding region: 1-1260 (419 amino acids)
Source: RefSeq, a predicted model, not a curated record
AUGGAAAUGGUCAAAUUCGAGGACGAGAGCCCUCUGGCUCCUCUAUUUAAUGCCACAACUUGGCCUGGCUUCUACUCUUCUUUCCUUCCUCCUCAUCACUUCACAUCUCAGUCUCAGUCUCUGCCUCUGCCUCUGUGCCAACAGCCUUUUUUUUCUUCCGAGCCUUGUCUCUGCACUUCCAGCUUCACCUCGAGUCAGACCAGUAGCCUUGGCUACUCAGAUAACUUCACACACAACUUCCUCCCGAGUCCACCGCCAUCAAGUCUCUCCAGCGAUUAUAGCUGCCCAGACUGCUUUUUACACCACCCGCCCCCGAAUCUGCCUCCGCCCAUCCUCUCCACCCCCAACUUCUACCGCAGUCUCUACCAAGACCAGCCCGCUCCCAUCAAAGCGGAGCCGUUACCCUUUUUUCCACACAACUACCUCCCGCGUCUGCCACCUUCAAGCCUCCCUUCAAACAGCAGCUGCGCCUGCUGCUCCUCCUAUUCUUCCGACAGCACCCAGUUGCCAUCCCCUCCCCUCUCCUCCACCUCCGACCACCACCAACAGGCAAUGUCUUCCUCUCCCGUCUCCUCCAGCCGGAAGUCUCCUGCUGCAGUGGGAGACUGGGUGGGAGCCAACGGAAAGUCCCCUGCUGCUGUAGUGGGAGUGUCAGCGGUCGCCGCUAGGAAGUCUCCUGCUGCACUGGGAGAGUGGGUGGCCAGCAGAAAGUCUCCUGCUGCAGGUGCGGCCCAGAAGUCUCCUGCUGCUGUAGUGGGAGGCUCCCUGGGCGGCCUCAGCAGAGUCUUGCCGGCUCAGGCCCGGGCACAGAAGAUCCUCGAGGUGCUCGCCGAGUAUGAGAUCACCUCCCCCGCCCUCAUCCAGAGACUCAUGCCGCUGCCCGUCAGCCGAGAGGAGAAGCGAGCCUUCGUGCGGCUCCUCCGCCUCCACGAUGUCUCGUACGCCGACAUCAAGAACCUCGGGGAGCUCAGCACCUCCCUCAGCACCCUCCGCGGCUGGGACCGCAUGAAGAAGCCCGCCUCCGAUCGUCCUCGCACCCCGCGCUGGACCGCCCGCGAUGUCGUAAUCAUGAAGCAGGCCGUGGCCAGGGCCCUCGGGAUGAUGGACAUUGGGUCCCCCGGCUUCUGGCGUCGCGUGGAGGAGGAGAUGGUCAGGGGCGGAGCCUCCCAUCCCUUCUCGGCCCAGGCCAUCGCGGCCAAGUACGACGGCAGAAGUCGGGGUGACAUCGCCCGGCUGAAGGCCAGUACCAGGGCCCAGUAA